UCCUCUCACUGCAGUAUAUCAUUCGCUCCUCUUGAUUGAUUACGCUCCAAGCCCUAAAGAAAAGAAUAAGAGCAAAUCUUCCCAGACAUCUCCGCGCAAACCAGCCAUUUCGCAGUCCCUUCUUACUCGCUCGCGCUCUUUCCACGGCCGAUUCGGCCAUUUCUCCCCCUUUGGAACCUGCUGUUGCGCUGUCCGGUUGGUCGGGUGUUCAAUUCUGUCCGCGGAUUUUUGCCGAAACCGGCCCGAUUCGAACCGUAGAGGGACGAACUCAUUUAGCAUGGCUUCGAAAACCGUCGCCAAGGAUAUCAUCACUCUGCGCGGCUCGGCAGCGAUCGUCUGCGAGUUCUUCGGUUAUGCUGCAAACAGUAUUCUGUACAAUCGGGGGGUGUAUCCGGAGGAGAGUUUCGCGAAGGUGAAGAAGUACGGGCUUCCGUUGCUGCUUACUCAGGAUGAAGGUGUCAAGUCCUUCAUUGCCAACUUAAAUGCUCAGCUUUCUGAAUGGUUGGAAGCUGGUAAACUGCAAAGGGUUGUUCUUGUUAUAAUGAGCAAGGCCACUGGUGAGGUCUUAGAGAGGUGGAACUUCAGCAUCGAGACUGAUGGCGAGGUCGUCGAGAAGGGAGUGUCGAGAGAAAAGAGUGACAAAGAGAUCAUGAGGGAGAUUCAAGCAAUUAUGCGCCAGAUUGCUUCGAGCAUCACUUACUUGCCGUGCCUUGAUGAACCCUGUGUAUUUGAUGUGUUAGCAUACACUGAUAAGGACGUGGCAGUCCCAUUCACGUGGAUCGAAAGCGACCCUAAGUUGAUUGCCAAUCCACAGAUGGUUAAGUUGCAUUCUUUUGACACGAAGAUACACAAGGUGGACACACUCGUAUCAUACAAGAACGAUGAAUGGGAUGAGCAGUAAUUUCCCCAGUGUCUUAAACUGGAUAUCGUGAAUCUUUUAUUCACAUUUUGUACGAUUUGAAUGGAAUGACCCGAGAAACAAUGUGCUAAGUUACUACAAAUUCUGUCAUUUUUGUUAAUGCAUCCCGAGAACUAUGGCAAUGGAACUCCUUUGUCUGUC
Rhodamnia argentea is the source of this 1060-nucleotide messenger RNA. RefSeq names its product mitotic spindle checkpoint protein MAD2. Gene Ontology annotation, biological process: mitotic spindle assembly checkpoint signaling. The coding region runs from base 278 to 901 and encodes 207 amino acids. Gene Ontology annotation, cellular component: kinetochore; nucleoplasm; cytoplasm. The transcript has 7 exons. The record is from RefSeq and is a predicted model, not a curated record. NCBI's taxonomy places the organism in Eukaryota, Viridiplantae, Streptophyta, Magnoliopsida, Myrtales, Myrtaceae.